AUGCCACCUGGAGCUCCGUUUAACUCCUUUGCUUUGCCUUAUCCCAUACGUGUGGACUGUUUCAGCGCUAUCUCUCCUUCUGCCUCGGAACCGCAUAAUGCUGCCCUUCAUCUUCUUUCGCAUACACACUCGGACCAUAUCGUGGGUCUGCAAGCCAAAAGCUUCAGUCAUACUGUUGCUUGCUCAGCAUCCGCCAAAGAAAUGCUCCUCAAAUACGAACCAUACAGAGAACGCGCGCUUCACGAGGAAGAAUACCGCGCAGAACAUAGUCACACGUUUCGUCAUCUAAAGGUUCCUCCUUAUAUAUGUUCAAACGGGGAAGCUGUCUUUUACGGUGCUAAAGAUUUAUUGAAGGUGUUUCCAAUGAAUACACCUACAGAAGUUGAAUUGGAUGGGGAAAAGAAAGUGACCAUCACGCUUUUCGAUGCGAAUCAUUGUCCUGGGGCCGUAAUGUUUCUCAUUGAAGGCGCGGAAGGAGCUAUCCUUCAUACCGGCGACUUUCGUGCAGAACCUUGGUUUCUAGAGUCCAUUACACACAAUCCAUAUCUUCAGCCUUAUCUUGCACCAUCUAAUGGUACUAACCCCCGGGGUGGCAACGGAAUCGUCAAAACACUGAAAGCAAUAUAUUUGGAUACCGCAUGCGUCAUGCAAACCCAUCAGGUCCCAACCAAAGACGAGGCUACUACUGGCUUGAUUGCUCUCCUCGAACUCUAUCCACCCUCUACGUAUUUCUUCAUCAACUCCUGGACAUGGGGAUACGAAGACAUUCUGAAAGCAAUAGCUAGAGCAUUCAAUUGCAGAAUUCACCUGGAUGACUAUAAACAUCGAAUUUACUCUUUAAUAUCUUCUGACCCUCUCCUGCAAUCAUUGGGUACCAUCGACCCAGAUGAAACACGAUUUCACGCUUGUGAACGUUUUGCGCGUUGCCAUCAUGUCAAUGUUGACCGCGAAGACCAUUCUAGCGAUGAUGACGAUGGUGACCUUGUCAGCGAAGACACUUUCGAUGCUGCAAACAGGCUUCUACUAGGGCAAAAUUCGCACAAGGGCUGGGGUGCGACCAAGGCAAGCAGAAGGACAAAGGAGAUUUCGAAGAAGUUAGUUGUCUACAUCAACCCUGUGAGCUCCAUGACUCCAGAGAGAUGGGCUGAAUACCAGUCUACGACUAAACAACAAUUGAUUAGUGGAAAGGUAGUCCGGUCACUGCUCGUCCCGCUUUCAAGACAUUCACCAUUGCCAGAGUUGCAGGCCUUUGUUUCUCUCUUCCGACCCAACCGCAUUAUACCAAACACCCUUGAUCCUUCGUUGAAGAAUCUCGACUGGGCCGGCAUAGACCGCGUUUUUGAAAGCUGUUGCAGGAAACCGCAACAUACCUCUGCCAAUUUCCACCAUGCCAUUCCACCGGCUCCGAUUGCCCACGAAUUCGAUCUUGGGUUAUUCCAGCCCCAAUCAGACGAUGAUGAAGACGAUAUCGCAGUCAAGAACAUUGUCGCAGACGCUACUAAUGACGCUGAUCUCAAAGCUCGUGCAAUGGCAAAGAAAUGGCUUGUCGAUCCGGGCUAUGGGCUUGAUCCAUCCGCUUUGAAAGGCAGAAAUGGCCGAAGGGUGGACGUCCUUAGGAGCUGGCUGGGUCUAAGGAAGUGGGACAACCACCAGGGCAGCAGUCCCUUAACCCACUCAGAUGCUGCGAAAGGGAAACAAAAAGUGGAAGAUCGCAGACAAUCGCAAUCUGGGCAACAGAAAAGUCGUGGGAUUCCGAGAGACGUCCGCAAUCGAAGCAGCAGUGAUAAUGAAUUCGAUUCGUCUGCUGAUGAAGAUAAUCAUGCGCGGACGGCGCAUAAGUUAUUUGCUCCUUCGGAUGAAGGAAAAGAUCACCUGGUCCAGAAAUAUUGGGAGUCAUCCUCGUUUUCAUUUCAGCUUAGCGAUGAAGAGGAUGUAGCAGAGGUGCAAGUUAGUCUUACGCCUAAUGCAGCUAACGAACGUCGUUUGGAGCCUGGUCAACAAUCCAAGAUCAGGAUAGAAAGGACUAUGAUAUCAUCGCCUGUGCGCGCAGUUGCUCUCAAAUUAUACAAGGCAAAGAAUAGAACAUCCCUGAUACCAGUGGACUUUGUUACCUCCACGCCGAGCCUAAAACAUCGCUCAUGCCCUAGGCCCGAUCCAUUUGUGCCAUCCCAGUCGCCCCUCAUCGCCCAAGCUCGUUCUCUGCAUUUCUCUCCUUCCUCCCCGGCUCAUUCGCCGUCACCAUUCAACAAACUUGCACACCGACCUGAGACGCCGCACAAACAAGGGAUUCGACCCAAAAAAUUGGCGAAACGCUCGCUCGACUCUCCCAUUCAUCUUAUUUCGUCGUCACCGUCUUCGAAAUCCGGAUCUCGUUCGCAAGAGUCGAAGCAUUCACCCUCCAACACACGCGAACGUCGACGCAGUGGGACUACGAAGGGUGGGGUAAACAGUUCCCCGCCGUUGUCAAGCCCCUUGAACAAUCGAAAACGAGCAUCGCGACAACCUGAAAUCACCGACCUCGCCGCCAGUGAGGAAAGACCUAGAAAACGCUUCAAAGAAGUACCUAACAUACCUAACAUGGAGCCCCAAGCCUUGGAUCAACCUUUGAAGGAAGUGAAAAAUAUCUCUCGUCCUUCGAAUAGUCCAAAGAAUCCUUUGGUGUUGUCUUCCAAUGAUGCUGGCUUCCUGUCGCGGGAAAGUGACCAAAAAAACUUGAAUCGUGUUCAAUGUGCCUCAAAUUCACCGCGGAUUGAAUCUUCAAAAGUAUUACGGGCGGCUGUGACCAUUCCAUCUCUCAUAACCAGCAAGCACAUUUCACCUUCGCGUUCUAGACGUAAUCCAUACGUUCGGGUCUGUCGAUCUUCUCCGCACCGCAAUAAAUCCGAGUUGCUUGAUAUACAGUUACGCGCCGCUCGUAAAGCAGCGUCGGCCCUAUUUCCCAACGUACCACCAGCAUUUGAAGCGAAAUGCUUAAAAUUAGAGCAACGUCGGGAUCACGCACGGCUGAAAGAGACAGUUUCGGUAGACUAUGCCUCUGCAGAAAUGAAGAUGAAUAAAAGACGGGUAGAGGAGUUCGACAAGAAGAUUCGCAAUAAUCCUACGUGGAAUGGGCAGGAUAAUGCUGUUGAUUGGGAACGCAGUCGGAUGCUUGAGAGACGUGCUACAGAGGAUCUGAGGCAAGGAAAGAAACCGACAUUUCCAACGCUGGAGUGCGUUCAAGGAUUGGAUAACAACGAUGAUUUGUGA
Molecule: messenger RNA, 3246 nt
Organism: Lentinula edodes (shiitake mushroom)
Lineage: Eukaryota; Fungi; Basidiomycota; Agaricomycetes; Agaricales; Omphalotaceae
Exons: 5
Coding region: 1-3246 (1081 amino acids)
Biological process (GO): interstrand cross-link repair; double-strand break repair via nonhomologous end joining; protection from non-homologous end joining at telomere
Molecular function (GO): damaged DNA binding; 5'-3' DNA exonuclease activity
Source: RefSeq, a predicted model, not a curated record